AAAUUCGUUUCGAUCAACAUCGUUAAUAGUUAUUCUAAUUAUUCUGCUUAUUUUUACAUUUUAUCGAUAUUUGUAUAUUGAUUACAAUUCGCAAGUAACACGAAUAAUGAGUGGGGAGGGAACUUCUUCGAAUUUCUUCAAAAAGCGUAUAAUUCAUCUUGACUUGAAAGGAGCAGCACCUCGACCAGAAUUUUUAUUUGAAUUAUUCCCCUUCUUUGCACGUCUUGGCUUUAAUGCUGUGCUUAUGGAGUACGAAGAUAUGUUUCCCUACACUGAUAAGCUAUCAAAACUUGCUCGGCAUUCUGCUUAUAACGCAACAACAAUUCAUCUAAUAGAAAAGGUUUGGUUAUUUUUUAUUGCAAAAAUUUAUUUUCAGCAUUUAAAUGAAAAUGGGUUGGAAUUGAUCCCUUUAGUGCAAACAUUUGGGCACAUGGAAUUUGUUUUGAAACAUUCAGAGUUUGCUUCGUUAAGUGAAAAUGUGUCUGAAUUUAAUACUAUUUGUCCCUCUAAUGAACGCUCAAUUUGGUUGAUACGGGAACUUCUGGCUCAGGUUUGAAUUUUGUUGAAA
This is a messenger RNA of Meloidogyne enterolobii, 568 nucleotides long. The record is from the annotation of a GenBank genome assembly. NCBI's taxonomy places the organism in Eukaryota, Metazoa, Nematoda, Chromadorea, Rhabditida, Meloidogynidae.